Molecule: messenger RNA, 285 nt
Organism: Sphaeroforma arctica JP610
Lineage: Eukaryota; Ichthyosporea; Ichthyophonida
Exons: 4
Coding region: 1-285 (94 amino acids)
Source: RefSeq, a predicted model, not a curated record
AUGUACCCCAGAAUUAGUCCACAACGGCUUGCUGGGCUUCGAAAAGAGGCGCAAGCGAAGGGGGUGGAGUUUCCGCUACCUAAAGCUCCGCGCAAGCAAUUGCCGGAGCGGCCAGACAAGGGUCACAGAUAUGAACGCGAGAAGGUUAUAAGGUUGAAGAAGAUCGAGGAGAACAUGAAGGCCAUGCCGGAUAAGAUCAAGGAGUUCCGGGAGCAACGACGUGACGAUAGAGACCAAAUGCGCGCGGACGCGAAGUCGUACCUGAAGACCGAGAAAUUGUUCUAA